This is a messenger RNA of Nilaparvata lugens (brown planthopper), 408 nucleotides long. RefSeq lists its product as uncharacterized. Lineage: Eukaryota; Metazoa; Arthropoda; Insecta; Hemiptera; Delphacidae. The coding region runs from base 30 to 404 and encodes 124 amino acids. The transcript has a single exon. The record is from RefSeq and is a predicted model, not a curated record.
CCUGGAAGGUGACUACAGUGACCUCUAAAAUGUUACAAGUAUUUGUAAAUAGAUGUUUGCGUCGCAUAAUGGGCAUCAGAUGGCCAGAGGUUAUCAGCAACGAAGCACUAUGGGAGUCUACCUGUCAGGAUCCAAUCCAAAUGCAGAUAAAAAGAAGGAAAUGGAGAUGGAUUGGGCACACGUUGCGCAAGGAAGAAGGUGCCAUUGAAAAAGACGCAUUGGACUGGAAUCCUCAAGGACACCGUGCAAGAGGACGCCCAAAAAUCACGUGGAAGCGUACCAUCCAGACAGAAAUUGGGAGAGCCGGCAAAACGUGGUUGGAGGUGAAGGCGUUAGCACGCGACAGAGUUGGAUGGAGGACAUUCUCGGAAGCCCUAUGCUCCUCAAGGAGCGACAGGAACUAAGUCA